Messenger RNA from Penicillium olsonii, 1173 nucleotides. The record is from the annotation of a GenBank genome assembly. Lineage: Eukaryota; Fungi; Ascomycota; Eurotiomycetes; Eurotiales; Aspergillaceae.
AUGGCAUCCAAAACCGAAGAGUCACAGCUCCAACAGCUGACGUUGGGUAACACAACUGCUCCUCCAGUCGAAUUUGAAUCAUUUGACCUGCCAACCGCCAAUCAACGUAUUCUCGGGCCACCACAUCCCAAAGACACACUUAUCCCCCUUGCACUUCGCCCCGCUUCAUUCAACACAGACAUCACGUUGGAAAAUGUGGUAGAUACAAUCAAAGCCCUCCAGGUAGAUCGAGCCUUGACCAAGAAGCUGGCAAGACACGGCACUUUGCUCUUUCGAAAUCUACCCAUCCGGGAUGCCGAGGAUUUCAGCACUUUUGCUCACGCUUUCGGGUACACACCGCACGAGAUCAUCGGCAUCGUGGUUGACAGACCGAUCCUCGCGCCGAAUGUCGCACCGGCAAACGAAGCACCCAAGGAGGUACUGAUAUACAACCACAAUGAAUCUCCACAAGUCCCCCACGCACCCGGGUAUAUCUUUUUCUACGGGCAUCGUGUCCCUGCUCAUGGAGGCGAAUCUCCGAUCUCCUCAUCGUUGGAACUAUUCCACAGAGCUCAGCAAGAAAUCCCAGAACUCAUCGACGAACUUGCCGAGAAAGGGAUUUUGAGCAGAGUUACAUAUCGAAAAGAGAAGCAAUUUGAGGGCGGUUCAACUUUGCGUCAGGCUUUCGGUAAAGAAAUUCAAGAUGGGGACGAUGAGAGCACUCAACGUCGAAAGAUCGAGGCACAGAUUGCUCGGUAUGGUAGAGGAAAGCAUACAACAUGGGAAUGGAUAGAUGAUGGACUGGUCUUGACGCACAGACUGCCUGUGAUUCGCACCCAACCUGAGACCAACUUGCCCACUUUAUUCACUGGGUUGGCGGCAUAUUGGAAGCGUACCCAGCUUGAUACGGAAGCGCGCAAGAACUCUACACAGCAGCUAUUUGGGGAUGGUACGCCUAUUCCUGAAAAGUACUUAGUGCGCUUGGCAGAAAUCACUGAUGAGAUUCGGGUACUGCAUCGGUGGGAGAAGGGGGAUGUUUUGGUUUUUGAUAAUGUCAUUGCGCAGCAUGGCAGAGAGCCCUGGCAGGGGGAACAAUCUGAUCGAGUAGUUCAGGCAAGCCUAUUCGAUGCUGAGACUGUGCCCGGGGGAUAUGGAUUUGGAGACUGGGCGCAGGUUGCGGCAGCGCUUCCCUAG